ACGGCCGCUCCACGUCCUGCUCGCAGAAACAAUGGAAGAAGAGUCGCGGGCAUCAUCAUCACUACUCGCACGACCACCACCAGCAGCAGCAGCAUCAGCAGCAGCAGCAACAGCACCGGGGCUGGAACGCCAUCGCACAUCUCCGAAUCGUCUCGCGGAGCACAGCGAGGAGGAGGAGGAGGGAGGAUGACGACCAAGACGGUGGCGGUGGUGCUGCUGCUACUGAUGGCGAUGAUGAUAUUGCCUGAUGAGUAGCAAGCGACCUGCAGCUCUCUCCGUCUCUCUACAAGAACAAACGAAUUUAACUCAAGAGCAGAAGAUUCUACGCCGCAAUUGACAUUUGCCUCGACAGUACACGAUAGAUUUAAAAAAUAUAUAUUUUUAAAUCAAGAUUUGCGUGUUUAGUUUGUUGUCCUUACCCCCCCCUGCACCUCCGAUUAGCACGGUUGGCAACGUACGGUGCGAACGAAGUUCAACGUACACCCCCCCCCACACACUGCACGCAGAGUCGAGGGGGGGGCAUGGUGGAUAUGGGCAGGAGGUGGUGUUUCGCGGUGGUGGGCACCGUCAUCAUGAUGGCAUCGUUCUUGCUGAUGCUCGAACAACAGAGCGCGCUUACCGUAUCGGAGACGAGACCCUUCGUGAUCACCACCUUGUCGGCAUCAUCAUCAUCCUCGGCAGCAGCAGCAGCAGCGGCGGCAGGAAAAUCAAACGUGGAUCUGAGAUCGAGAGAACUUUUGCGCCGAUGGCAAGGCAGGUCCAGAAGUGGCAGCAGCAGCAGUAGCAAUCAAAACAGCAUCAGUAGUCAAAACAACAGCAGCAUCAGCAGCAGUAUCAGCAAGGUCCCGAAUAGUCUCACGAAAUUCUUCAGCACCGUGAGCGGUGGUGGAGGUGCGAGGCAUCUCAAGGCAGGACUUGGCCAACGCGAAGCUGCAAUGAUGCAGCAGCAGCAGCAGGGACACCACCAACAACAAUAUCAUCAGCAGCAGCAGCAGCACGGAUCGCUUGCAGGAGCUGCAUCGGACGACCUCCGGGACUACUCGUCCCUCGGGCAGCGAGAUGGAGGAGGCGAAGGUGGAUGGACGAUGGGAGACGGCGGCGGUGGCGGUGGCGGUGGUGGUGGACACCACGAGGACACGCGGCCUCGGCGUGACCUCAAGUCCUCGGAUCUCUUCGUGGCGGUGAAGACGACGGGGAAGUUCCACGCCAGCCGGAUGAGGCUGCUGCUGCGCACCUGGGUGUCUCGCGCGAGGGAACAGACAUACAUAUUUACGGACACGGAUGACGAGGAGAUCCGCAAGGUCGCCGGCUCCCACAUGGUGAACACGAACUGCUCGGCGGCGCACAAUCGGCAAGCGCUGUCGUGCAAGAUGUCGGUGGAGUAUGAGACUUUCGUGAAGUCCGGCAAGAAGUGGUUCUGCCACGUGGACGAUGACAACUACGUGAACGUGGAGGCGCUCAGGGCGGCACUCUCCUCCUUCUCGCACACACACGACUUCUACGUGGGGCGGCCAUCGCUGGAUCGGCCCAUCGAGGCAACCGAGCGCCUCUCCCCCCACGUCUCGCACACGGUCACGUUCUGGUUUGCCACGGGAGGUGCCGGGUUCUGCUUGAGCCGCGGCCUCGCGCUGAAGAUGACUCCAUGGGCCAGUGCCGGCGUGUUCAUGAGCACGGCGGAGCGGAUCCGUCUGCCGGACGACUGCACGGUGGGCUACAUCGCCGAGGCCAUGCUGGGGGUGCCGCUCACCUUCAGCCCCCUCUUCCACUCGCACCUCGAGAACCUGCAACAGAUCCCUCACGCUCAGCUCCCUCACCAGGCGACGCUGAGCUACGGGACGUUUGAGAACAAGCGCAACGUCAUCAACAUCAACAACGGAGCAUUCGGCAGCGAGCAAGACCCAACGAGGUUUCUGUCCCUCCACUGCCUGCUCCACCCCGACACGGACUGGUGCCCCCCGAGCUCAUGACGUCCGCCGCCUUGACCCAUGACCCACGACCCGUGACCCCCCUCAACGCUCAAACCUCUUGACCCCAUCCUACCCCCCCUCCCUCCCUCCAUUGGUGGAUGAGAGUGAGCGGGGUAAGGUGACUGUUUUCUGGGUGGAGGACCAAAAUCCGGGCUCUGUCGGGAGCACCCCGCAUCGCGACUCCCGAUGAGCGGCAACGAAGACGAAGCCUUUUGCGAAGCGAAACCCGAAUCAAAUUCUUGCACUCGAAAGGCGACGACGGCACGGUGGGGACGCUUCUGCCUGUCCUCUGCGCCUGCGCGCGUGGCCGCUUGCGGCGUUACAUCUCGAACGUCUGUACAGAAAUAAUGACGACGACGACGACGACAUUCGAGCCCUUUUGAAGGCAGCCGUUGCAGUAUUUGUUCCUGAAUGUUCGCUUGUUUUGCGUUUAAUUUUACAUUGAUUGAUUGUUAUUACGUUUUGCUCGAAAGUGCUCGCCGUGUUCACGGUGACGUUGAAGGGACCAACGAAGGGGACGUUCUCCGCGCAAGCCUCGCGCCGGAGCUCUUUUGCGUGAAAUAUUAACGACGACGACGAUAGCGGUGGCGAUGGCGGUCACAGCACAAUGUCGCACAUCCGACCGUCGCACGUCCGCCAUGACCCAGUCAACCGCCCGCGCCGCCCACCGCAGCGUUGCCGUGCCGCUUUCCGCUCUGUGACCUUCACAGGUUGGGAUUGCUACGUACGAUGCGAAAAGAAGUCCAGUGUAGACACACACACACACGCAGGCUCAAGCACCUUGGCGCUCUUCUAUCCAGUCACAACGGUUGCAACUGUCGGUUUCAAUAGAAUCGGUUUAACACGCGGUACGCUUUUGCGACCAAUAUUAUUCGAGUGAAAUUGUAAACGUUGUGGGUUUACUGUCCAACACACCGGUGUGCUGUACUAGCAAUGAAUUGGCACGUUUUGCUUACGUGACAAAUCUUACUAAUUGCCUGUGUGGGCGUGGCGGCGGCAGGUUGAACGGCACGUUUAUAUUUACGCGAUCUAACCCAAAAAAAGAAAAACCUCAGUCUCAACGGAUGUUCACACAUUGGACCUUUCCGACGUCGAGUCUCCGGCCAGACGGAUACGCGGCAGCUGCCGCACCGUUAACCCGCUGUCGUGUUUCUGACUCGGUGGGGGGGGGGGGGGCGGUGAAAUAUCGACAGCCCGCGUGCGGUGCGUUACUCCGGUCGACUGCAGGCAUCUUAGCCGCAACUAGUCGGGUACUAGAGGGCAGUAUUUCCUACCCGGUAACAAGCUGGGGUUGUUAAAAUGUAUUUUUGUUGUUUGCUUAACCUGGCAACCGUGUGACAGAACACAAACGGGUACCAGUUUGCCACGAGUAUAAUAAUUAGAAUCUUAAUGUUUAGCGUGUGACGUCAUCGUUGACGCAAACUGCAUCUCUCGCAAUCGCCGAGGAACCACAGACGCGAGCUGGAAGGCCGCAGCAGCAGCAGCCAACGGAUUGCCCAAGUUCUGCGCUCCUCUACAUAUAUAUCAAGGUGUUUUCAACCAAUGAAUGAGAAUUCAUUACAUGCGGGAGGAAACCGGAGCGACCCGAGAAUUGCCACACUGGCGCGCAAGGGGGCGGCCAUUCCAUCCCAUUCAGACGAGGCGGAUGGAUAUUAAUCCGAACAUUUUCUGUGCAUUCGCCUCCUGGCGAUCCAGAGUAGGUCACCUCCUCCACGAUGCCCGCAGGUGGAAGGGAGUUUCGCAGCAUCCGCGUGUGAGCCACCAACCCUCGCUUGCUGCCUCCCCACACGCAACUGCUUGUGGGCAGGCAGCCACAGUGCAAAGCUGCCACUACCACCGUCCCCGUGUCAUAUAUAAAUGGCUCAAAAGUGAGGACAUGUAGGGUUAUUUCUUUUAUUUCAAAACUGAAAAUGUUUCAUUCAUAUUUUAUCUAAAAUCUUUAUUUAUAUCUAUGUGUAUUGUUCCUUUUCAGAUGACAUGAAACAUUUUAGAUAAUUGAUAAAAUUUUAGUUCAAUUCGUUUCUACGUCUGCUGAAGUAGGCAGCUGCGAUCUUAAACAAAAAGCAAGUCCUCGAUUAAUUUCUAAAAAAAUCAUUCGUGCAUGAAUGUUAAGAGUGGAAUUCAGUUUGAGCGCGUGUUAAACUAAACCAAAUAAAUUUCGAUUUAAAGCUUUCGUGACUGCAGGGAUUCAUCUUCUUGGUUGUUUCGGUAAAGUCACGUAGAAGGGAAGUAAUAAAAUAAUAAAAAUAAAACAUAAUAAAAUAAUUCUCACGACGCUGUCGCCUCGACAGACCUGGUUUCACCUGAGGACGGCUGCUUGCGUUGUGGCCGAAACGUCGUGAGAAUUAUUUUAUUAUGUUUUAUUUUUAUUAUUUUAUUACUUCCCUUCUACGUGACUUUACCGAAAGAACCAAGAAGAUAAACUAAAUAACUCCGUGCGGUUUGGUAACAUCGAUGUAACACCGCUGCGUGUCCUGACUUUUUGGCCACCCUGCAGAGAACAAGUGACCGUGCGACUCUUUGAGCGUCUCCACUGAAACACGAAGGAGCUGCCACCGCUGAGCAGCGACGAGCGGUCAGCGGCACGGCGGACUUGUCAGCCAAAGGUCACCGCUCCGGUUCAGUUUCCCCGCGCGGCAGUUGAAACGAGGGGGGGCAGGGCAAAGUUGAUCAAGUCCGUUCCGAAUGUUGCACCGGAAUCGCUCACCAGUUACGGCACGUGGCCUGGCAGCGGUAGUGGCGGUAGUGGUGGUGGCGGUAGUGGUA
Messenger RNA from Lethenteron reissneri (Far Eastern brook lamprey), 4733 nucleotides. RefSeq names its product beta-1,3-N-acetylglucosaminyltransferase radical fringe-like. NCBI's taxonomy places the organism in Eukaryota, Metazoa, Chordata, Hyperoartia, Petromyzontiformes, Petromyzontidae. The record is from RefSeq and is a predicted model, not a curated record. Gene Ontology annotation, molecular function: glycosyltransferase activity. Gene Ontology annotation, cellular component: membrane.